ACAGCACAGAGAGUUUCCCACCUUCACUGAGGGCUUCUUUCACAUUUGGUAUUUUCACAUGUUUAUUAAUAAACAUGGCUUCAAAAUCAUCAGUGUCAGAAGAGGAUUACUUCUGUCCUGUGUGCUGUGAAAUCUUCAGGGAUCCUGUUGUCCUGUCCUGUAGCCACAGUGUCUGUAAAGAUUGUCUGCACAAGUUCUGGGAACAAAAGCAUUCUACUGAAUGUCCAGUCUGCAGGAGAAGAUCCUCAAAACUUGAACCUCCUGCAAACCUAGCUUUAAGGAACCUGUGUGAGUCUUUCUUACAGGAGAAAAGUCAGAGAACUUCAGCAGGGUCUGAGGAGUUCUGCAGUCUGCACAGUGAGAAACUCAAACUCUUCUGUCUGGAUGAUAAACAGCCUGUGUGUUUGGUGUGUCGGGAUUCAAAAAAACACACAAACCACAAAUUCAGGCCAGCUAAUGAAGCUGCAGGUGAUAGGAGGGAGGAACUCAAGACUGCACUGAAACCCCUACAGGAGAAACUGAAGAUCUUUAAAAAAGUCAAACUGUCCUGGGAUCAAACGGCAGAGUACAUUAGGUCUCAGGCGAAACACACAGAGAGACAUAUUAAAGAGGAGUUUGAGAAGCUUCAUCAGUUUUUACGAGAUGAAGAGGCAGCUAGGAUAGCUGCACUGAGGGAGGAAGAGGAGCAGAAGAGUCAGAUGAUGAAGGAGAAGAUUGAGGAGAUGAGUACAGAGAUAAAACACCUUUCAGACAAAAUCAGAGCCAUAGAAGAGGAGAUAAAAUCUGAAGACAUCUCAUUCCUGAAGAACUUUGAAGCCACAAAGAAUAGAGCCCAAUGCACACUGCAGGAUCCAGAGAUGGUUUCAGGAGCACUGAUCCAUGUGGCCAAGCACCUGGGCAACCUGAAGUUCAGAGUCUGGGAGAAGAUGCAGGAGAUUGUUCAAUACACUCCUGUCAUUCUGGACCCCAACACUGCAGAACCACGACUCAUCCUGUCUGAGGAUCUGACCAGUGUGAGAUUCAGUGAUGAGAGACAGCAGCUUCCUGAUAAUCCAGAGAGAUUUGAUACAUGUGCUUUUGUCCUAGGCUCUGAGGGUUUUAACUCAGGGACACAGUGCUGGGAUGUUGAUGUGGAGAAUAACACAGAGUGGAGUGUGGGUGUGGCCACAGAGUCAGACCACAGGAUGCAAGAGGGAGUCUUUGAUGGAAUCUGGCGUUUGUGGUGCUGGAACGGGAAAUAUCGGUCAUGCUCCCCAGGACAGUCAGGGACUCGCAUCAGAUUUAAUAAGAAACUCCAGAGGAUCAGAGUGCAGCUGGACUGGGACAGAGGAAAAGUGUCAUUUUCUGACCCUCUUACCAACACACACAUACACACUUUCACACACACUUUCACUGAGAGAAUGUUUCCAUUCCUCUGCAAUGUCUGUAAUCUCUCUCCUCUGAGGAUCUUACCAGUGCAGUGUUGUGUCAGAGUGGAAGAGCACAGUUAGAGCUGAAACUGUCCGUGGAUGAACUCAGAUCAGACAACACGUCAUUUUGUUCAAGAAAUCAUCACAUACAUUAUGCAGAACUGAUUAAAAGUAUA
Messenger RNA from Chanos chanos (milkfish), 1585 nucleotides. RefSeq names its product zinc-binding protein A33. The record is from RefSeq and is a predicted model, not a curated record. NCBI's taxonomy places the organism in Eukaryota, Metazoa, Chordata, Actinopteri, Gonorynchiformes, Chanidae. Bases 75 to 1490 code for a protein of 471 amino acids. The transcript has 6 exons. Gene Ontology annotation, molecular function: protein binding; zinc ion binding.